Messenger RNA from Menidia menidia (Atlantic silverside), 2981 nucleotides. The record is from the annotation of a GenBank genome assembly. Lineage: Eukaryota; Metazoa; Chordata; Actinopteri; Atheriniformes; Atherinopsidae.
GCCUCCUGGCUCCUCCUGAGGAACACCACCUCUCUCGUGUUUUUUUAUUUAUCCUUGUAUAAAUCAUUACGAAUAGUUUGUAUGGUCUCUGUGUUUUUAAAUCUAUUUUAAAUGAAGGAUUAAUUCUAUUUCCGGUCUAGGUGUCGCCAGCUCGAUGUGUUGUGCAGUUCCAGCGUUACGAAACUGAGUUCCCUCGUCACGUUGAAAGGUCAGUCUGAGAAGUACUCAUCAUGCAGUUGGAGGCUCAGCUGCGUUUGUGUCAGAGUUGCCUCUGGAGCUGUAAGGGUGGACUACGGAUGCUGUCCCAGAGCUAUGUGCACAGGUCUGAAUGCCUGCUUGGUUUUGAGUUGUUUGCUUUAUCACCACAGAAAACCGGUGAACUACUACGACCUACUGGGAGUCAAAUCAGAUGCAUCAACCGAGGAAAUAAAAAAUGCAUUUUUUGAUAAAUCCAAGAAGCUUCACCCUGACAGCGACCCCUCCAACCCAGAGCUGCACAGCCAGUUUGUGAAGCUGAACGAAGCCUACCGAGUGCUGAGCAAAGAGCUGAGCAGGAAGGAGUACGACUUCAAAAUCCAGCACCCCUACAGCGGGGGGGGAGUCUUCAGAUCUACCUCAACUCAAGCCGCUUACAGAAGCUCGGACACCCAGGAGGGCUUUCGCUACUGGGGACAGUUUCACCAGUCUCAGUCUCCAGAGAUGACCGCAGAGCAGAGACAGGAGAGGAAGAAGAGGAACUUCCGGCUGGUGGCCUACUGCGUCAUCGCCAUGAUGCUCAGCAUCGGAGCCCACAUGGUCUUCUUCAAGAAACUGGAAGAAGUUCACAAUAACUUCAUGGAUGAGAAAGAUCGAGUCAUCACGGAGAUCUACAAUGACGCCAAAGAGAGAGCCAGGGUCAACGGUUUUAAGAAACAGACCGAAAUCCUGCGGCAGAAGCACGCCGAGUUCCAGGAGAGGUACAAAACACGCAACGGUGGAGACGACAAGUAGCCUCUGCGGCUGUCUCUGAGAUAAUGGGAGUUUCCAGCAGACGGAGGACGUGGAAGACGUUCUUUAAGGACUUGUAGUUUUAUUUUGUUCUGUUUCCGACUUUCCCGCCCGUGUUUGACCUCAGAUGUGAUUCUGACACAGACCACGGGCGCUAAGCGGGGGAGUGUCAUCCGGCCAUACAGGUGUUGCCGACAGACCACGCUGAGCUGUAAAUCACUGGGCUGGUCUGGGGAACUAUUUAUGGUCGAUACUUUAUUUGAAGUGUCUCGAGUGUCUGCAGGGUCCAGGUGCAGCUUGCGCACAUACUGUUUGUACAACGGAGCCACAGUGAGCACUCUAAAAUAGGAACUCAGUUCUUUUCAUGCGUCCGGCCUCAGUUCUGUGGCGUACGGCGGGCAGAGCCAGCAGCCUUUUAGUAGAAGAUGAGAGCUGAUUACAAUGAGAGAACACCAGUACGUUCUAAAAGAAGGUGACCGGUGUCCUUGAGGGCCCCCGAUCAGGUCUGACGAGCAUCAGGCUGUUCGGGGAGAAGAGGCGUGAAAAAGGAAGUAUCUGCUGAAGUACCCUGUUUGCACAUUUCUUUCAUUUUGGACUCAGCAGGAAGUCUGCUUCUUAAUGCACAAUUUUCUGUUUGUGUAAACAGAAACCACAAAUUCCCAAUAUUAUGACUUGAGAAAGUGCCACUGGUUAAAUUAUUGAUGGCCAAUCUGUUAUUAGAAUAAUAGGAAUGUAAAAAUAUGAAAAGUAAUGCAAAGAAGCAACACCGAAACGCGUGUUAAUGAUGGUUUUCUGAAUGUCCAGAGCCAACAUUUACCAUUUUGCCUGUCUGUUUUUAGGUUUUUGAGGUUUUAGUGUUGUUUAUCUGUCAUUGAAUGCCUUAUGUAUUCCCUCGAGGGACGCAAGAGUGGAACGAUUAAAAGAUCAACUUUUUCUCAUCGGUCUUCACUUCCUGUUUGCUCUGUCUGUAAGCUCCAGGCGGCUUCCUAUUUUACCGUUUUGCUCUCGUCCUCCUGAAGUGAAACUCAUUUCCCCUGCUCAGCAGAGAUAACAGGAGGCUCAGACCUCCAGCGGCACACAGCAGCCUUUUAAUGAGCAACUGCGCUCAGCUUUCCGUUUGGUUGUUAUUAGAUAAUUAUUUAUCUGCUCUGCGUCAGAAUCCAGAGCCGUUUUCCAUCCCGUCUUUGGCGAAAGAAGCCAACAAACCUCUGUAACGAAAUAUCUGUAAACGACAGAGUUGAAACCUGUGCGAACAGAUCAGCCAGUGGUAAUGAUGCAUCUGCAUAACUUCCAACUACUUGUGACCCAGAAGGGAGGCUUGUUCUGGAGCGCUCAAAAUGGGGCUGUGACCUGUGUUUGAAGAGGAGAUAGGACCGUUUUCCUCGACUGCCUUCGUUCCACCGGCGGCCCCUGCCCCGAGACAUCAGCGGGAGAUAACGUACUGUGUCCCCGCAUCGCUCACAGACACCCUCGCCCUCAUGUGGCGUGUGAGUGCCCUGUCAUAACCCAAACACGCCAUAAUGACUGAGAUUGUGGUGUCGGCGUGCCUCCACACACACACACACACACACACACACACAAGCAGACACACACACGCAGACACACACACACAUAAUAAUGAAAGAAGUGGCUGGUGGAGAGAAAGAAGCAGCUAUGAAUACAGUUUUAAUUGUCUUUUAUGUUUAGCAUAAUGAGAUGUGGGGAUAGCUGUCAAUCAAAUGCUGGAAUAAAGCCCCGACAUGCACAUCCUCUGUUUUUUGUUCCACUGACAAUAAAACACCACAUUGAAAAGGCAAAUAUUUGGCUUCAGUCUGACAAACAGAUGCGAUCCUUCGGUAGGAAAAGGGCCAAAUCCUUCACCAGCAGUGCUGUUACUGGAAGGAGAAAAUAGCUGUAAGAGAAUAGUUUAACUCAAAAUCUGAACCACUGAUGGGGAAAAGUAUUCCGGAUGCUGUAGCUAGGUCAUAGAGAGUAAUUAAUGCAAAUACAUCAGC